CUGUAUAUAUCUAAUGUCUGUUGGUUACUGAGGCCAAAAACGACAAUCUCCUAUAAUAAUGUAGUGUCUAUUUCUUGACAUUUUGUGGUGCUCGUCCUUGAGCUUUUUGAAAGUUGUACCAGAGACUUGGAUUUGGAUGUUUACGAAUACGCUUUUGGUAUGUUUUCAUUGAGUGUGCAACUUCUGCCUUUAUAGUUUUAAUUUAAAUGAUGCGAUGAAAAAUGAGGCGUUUAAAAGAGGAAAUUUAUAGUCAACUUAAUGUUAGUUGUGGUCAACAACGAACGUUAUUUAAACAAAUAAUACCUAAAUAUCGUCUACAAUGUCGAGUUGUGUGUUCAGGAAGUGUAAAAACUAUAUAUAGGUACAUAAAUAUAUAAUGGAAUUAAAGACAAAUUGUGCAUGUGUGCGCUCAGUGUUGUAGCCCAUAAUUCGGAUGAAUUAUUUUGUAGGGACGUAACCGAUCUAUAGUUUAAAAUUAUCAUUUUUUUUUUUUAUAUAUUUGACAUAAUAUCCUCCAUGUUGCGCAUUUACACACAAAAUAAAAAUGUCAAACAAACAAUGACUUUAAAAUUGAUAUUGUGUAUGAGUUUAUUUUUUACCAGCAUUUUCUUUUUCAUCCUCCUGUUUACGAUAUUUCUCAAUUCCGAAUCAAGCGGGCAGAAACACAAUGCUGGUCUCAGACGCUGGCUUAAGCGACACGAGUGACGUAUUCGUGAGAAUCGUCAGCCCAGAAGGGCAAAUGUUCACAGCGUCCUUCCCCGACGACACGCUGAUUGAGGAAGUGAAGAACCGCGCUGUAGAAUACUUCUAUCCUUCUGGAGAAACUAGAUCCGGUCGCUUCAAAAUUGUAAGAGUGAACGACACAACCACCCUGCACGAUUUCCUCACUCUAGCGCAGGAAGAAGUCAUCAUGCAUGAAGAGUUAUUGCUCAUAGAACGCCGCGUCCCUGAAGCUGGCACACUGUCAGACUUAGGAUCAGUUAGAGCACCACAACCAGCUGCCAUAGUAGCCGCAACAGCUUCCCUACCAAACCCUCAAGGUGUGACGCGGCAACCGAAUCUACAAUCCUUAUUAUCGACUAAUGAGUUAUCCUACGAACUGAGGAAGAUAUUGAUAUCGUUGGUAGAAGCUGGCGCAAAAUUAGCAGCAUCUGGCAGGAACUACGAAUUGACUUUAGGUCAGCUAUCCGCAGCUUUAGACGAGCCGAGACGCACGCAAAGAAUCGUCGCACAAGUUAUAACCCCUGAGGAGUUAGCUGCGAAACUCAACAAGGAAGGUACGGAUUCUGAAGCGGAUACAGCUGGUACGAAUGAUUUGUUCAAGCGAGCUGAUUGUUUAGAGAGGUUUUUGCUUAAAUUCCGUGCUUGGAGACGGAGGAUAUCGGAGCCACCGAAUCCAGAAGCUAUCGCUGCGUUGAGGAACCUUGGGUUUUCUUUUGAGGAGGCAGAUGAGGCGUUGAGGACUACUGGAUGCAAUGUGCCGGCUGCAGCGUCCUGGCUGAUUGGAGAACGGGGCUCGAGUGUUUUUGAACUGGUGAAUGGAUUGCCCGAAGGUGUUAUUCUCCAAACGUUGCUGAAACAGCCUCAGAUCCAGCGUGGUUUGCUGAACACCAGGAUGUUGAUAGCGUUCAUAGCGAUGGUGGGCCAAUCGGGCAGCGCGUCGCUAUGGCUCAACUCUCCGCACGGCAGUCCGCUGCUGUCGCAGAUCUCGAGGACCUACCACUCGGAGAAGUACUGCCUCGCCGUCAACCAGUUCUCGGAGCGGCAGACCACACCCGCGCCGAAAGUCCCUUCGCUGUUCUGGAGCGGCGGCGACGUGGUCUCUAACAACGGGUUUGGUUGCUACGCGCAGCGCGGCCGGCGCGCUCCCAUACUGGCUGAGAAUUACCACUUCUCGCACUCUAUGCCAGGUUUACUGUCAAUGAGUGCGACGAGGGACGGGGAGCUUUGCGGUAUGUUCAACAUCACCUUCAAGGCGUUGCCGCAGUUCGACUUCAAAAACGUCGUCUUUGGAAGAAUCAUACGGCCCUGCUCCACCUACGACGUGAUCAAGACGUUGGGCAAUCCGCUCAGCACCCACCCGGUCAUAGAGAUAGACUCCGCCAGACGCAAGAUCGAUGGCCGCUGGGUCACAGGCUCGCCUAACACAAGACUCCGACCCGAUGCCAUGAUAUAUCAUCAUCAAUCUAUUUAGGGAUAUUAGACCGUGUCCGGGAAAGGGAAUAAACGGAAAGACGAAAAUUAAAUUUUAAAAAAUUUUCUUUAGUAUCGUGUAAAUAAAUAAAUAUAUGUUAAUUGUUUAUUAUGUGUAUAAAUGUUAAUUAUGUAUACUAUGCUUUAUAUCAGAUAAGAUACGCAAUCUCUGAGCGGUCGGAAAUUAAACCUUCUGCCGUAUGCAUGAAAGAAAGGGAAGCCACAGUGGCGCCGUAACGCGUUACGUUACGAAGCGGUUUACCCAUAUGAAGUUAUCACAUAAAAAAGUUUAGAACAGUGUGCCCCUAGUGCGAGUUUUCAAUAUUUUCAUACUGUUACUAUCGCGUUAACGUAAACGCGAAUUUAUAUGGAAUUGAAACAGUUGUACAGUAGUGCCACUAGAUGGCGCUGUUUCAAUUCCUUAGAAAUUUGCGUUUACGUUAACGCGAUAGUCACUGUAUCAAACUACCUCUAGGCCUUCUGAGUAAAGAUUACUAUCGCGUUAACGUAAACGCGAAUUUAUAUUAAAUUGAAACAGUUGUGCAGUAGUGCCACUAGAUGGCGCUGUUUCAAUUCCUUAGAAAUUUGCGUUUACGUUAACGCGGUAGUCACUGUAUCAAACUACCUCUAGGCCUUCUGAGUAAAGAUUACUAUCGCGUUAACGUAAACGCGAAUUUAUAUUAAAUUGAAACAGUUGUGCAGUAGUGCCACUAGAUGGCGCUGUUUCAAUUCCUUAGAAAUUUGCGUUUACGUUAACGCGAUAGUCACUGUAUCAAACUACCUCUAGGCCUUCUGAAUAAAGAUUACUAUCGCGUUCACGUAAACGCGAAUUUAUAUUAAAUUGAAACAGUUGUGCAGUAGUGCCACUAGAUGGCGCUGUUUCAAUUCCUUAGAAAUUUGCGUUUACGUUAACGCGAUAGUAACAGUAUCAAACUGCCACAAGGCCCUUAGAGUAUAUGAUAAAAGCAUAGGAUAUAUUUUUUUUUUUAAUUUAUUUUAUUGAUAACACAACAAUUAUUGA
This is a messenger RNA of Bicyclus anynana (squinting bush brown), 3214 nucleotides long. It is a transcript of the gene Kpc2, whose product is annotated as ubiquitin-associated domain-containing protein 1. The transcript has 6 exons. Lineage: Eukaryota; Metazoa; Arthropoda; Insecta; Lepidoptera; Nymphalidae. The record is from RefSeq and is a predicted model, not a curated record. Gene Ontology annotation, molecular function: protein binding; peptidyl-prolyl cis-trans isomerase activity. Bases 668 to 2194 code for a protein of 508 amino acids. Gene Ontology annotation, biological process: protein peptidyl-prolyl isomerization.